CGACCGCAAAGGUUCCUAGCUGUCACCGGUCAUCUAAUCUCGCUGUACCCGGCGUCCCCAUGCAGGUGAGGGGGGAGGCGUCACGUCGCGCUCCGCUCCACCUGAGACACCAGUGACCUCCGCGUUGUUGACGCACACACACACACUCCACCCGCGGCCGGAGAGAGGACGAACACCGCAGCGGCACAAGGUCAGUGACAGGAGCUGGAGGAGAGCUAGCUAGCGGCUAACAUCUAGCGUCGUUAACCGGCCCGUCCUCUGACGGUUAUCCGCUUGACAAGCCCCCGGUCGUGCCUGAACACGCGGCGGGUUCCCGGUGCCCUGGUCAAGGUGAAACUUUCCGUGGAGACACGUGGGGGCCGGAUUAGCCUCCAUGCCGCAGGAGCAGCUUCCACAGCCCGCUAACGUGGAGUGAUUGAGUGUGUUCAGGAUGAAGCGGCUCCCGGUGCUCUCCCUGCUCCUCUGCCUGUGCUCCGUCUACUUCGUGGGCAUCUACCUGUUCGUGGGCGGCUUCCUGCUGGUGCGGCUGGAGGUGAACCGCACCAGCGGCUGCGGGGACGUGCUGCAGCCCGGCGGGGAGCCGGCGGACUUCUGCCGGGUCCGGCCGCGCUUCAGCCGGGCGGUGCUGCUCAUCAUCGACGCUCUGAAGAUCGACUUCGCCCGGUUCGACCCCAGCAACGAUGCGCCCCGACCCCACGAGAACAAGCUGCCGGUGCUGGAGGAGACCGCCGCGGCCAGGCCCGCUCACUGCCGCCUGUACCCCUUCCGGGCCGACCCGCCGACCACCACCAUGCAGAGGAUCAAGGGCUUCACCACCGGCUCACUGCCCACGUUUGUGGAUGUUGGUAACAACUUUGCGUCCACCGCCAUCCUGGAGGACAACCUCAUCCACCAGCUGGGGACAGUAGGCAAGCGGGUUGUGUUCAUGGGCGACGACACGUGGGAGAGUCUCUUUCCGAAGAAGUUCCACCGCUCUCUUCCCUUCCCUUCUUUCAAUGUCAAGGACCUGCACACUGUGGACAAUGGGAUCCUCCAGCACCUCUAUACCACCAUGAUUGGCGGUGACUGGGACGUCCUGGUUGCUCAUUUCCUCGGCGUGGAUCACUGCGGACACCGGUUUGGACCCGACCACCCGGCCAUGGCCGACAAGCUCACCCAGAUGGACGGAGUCAUCAGGUCUGUGAUUGACCAUCUGCAGAACGACACCCUGCUGGUGGUGAUGGGUGAUCAUGGGAUGACGGACACUGGAGAUCACGGUGGAGACAGUCAGAAGGAGACUGAUGCCGCUCUCUUCCUCUACAGUCCGGCCCCUCUGUUUCCCGGACCCCCGUCACAGAGUGAACCGGAUGUAGUGCCGCAGACUGACCUGGUUCCCACCCUGGCUCUGCUGCUGGGCAUUCCCAUCCCCUACAGCAGCGUGGGGCAGGUUCUCUUGCCCUUAUUCCCUCCUCACGGACAGGGUGCAGUGGGUAGUCUCAGCCAGCUGGAGGCGCUGUGGAUCAACGCAAAACAGGUAAACCGUUUCCUGGAGACCUACUCUGGAAUGGCCAAAGACAUCCCACCAGAGAGCCUCUCUCGGCUGAAGGAGGACUUCUCCCGCCUCUCCUCUGAGUACCUCGCCACUGUCCGAGAGGGUCGGCCCCCCUCCCCAGAGCUGGCAGCCUCACUGCAGGCCUACCUCACUUCUGUCAGAGAUACCUGCCGGGCUACCUGGGCCCGGUUCAACCCGUUAAAGAUGGCGGCUGGGUUGGUCAUCCUGGCGUUUGCCUGCUUGAUGUGUUUCAUCCUGUCUGAGCUGUCGAAUGUGCUGAUGAGGGAGAAUGGUCUUGGACUGAAGGCCCCGGUUGUCGUGGCUCUAACAGUGGGUGUCGGUGUGGCCGUGACUCAGCUGUUCACACAGGGCUACAUCGAGGUGGCGUGGUGCCUGGCGGCUGCCGCCCUCACCUCUGAACUGGUUUUCUUCUGGACAGCGUAUGGAUCCAGAACGGCUGCUGUGUCAAAGAACGGAUCCAAAUCUCUAAAGUGUGCGAGCUGGCUCAGCCUGCGUAAUCUCCUCAUUCCCUCUCUCCUGGUUCCUCUCCUCCGCUGCGCCUCCCUGCUCUCAGACAGCUACGUGAUCGCAGAAGGCCGGGUAGUGACAUUUCUCCUCUUCUCUCUGGCUCUGUAUAUUCCCAUCCAUCUCAACUGGGAUGGCCUACUUUUACCGCCCAGCUAUGACCCCCUGAAGUCUGCUGGGCUGGUGCCGUCUCCGGCCUUGUCUCCAUCAACUGUGAGGAAAGAAAGCAGCGUCCUCCUGGCCUGCUCGGGACUCCUCGUCGGCAGCCUCUACCUCUCCCUGUCAUUUCACGGCUGCCGGGAAGAGCAGGGCGACUGCCAGCCUUCGCCGUUCCUUUCUCCUCUCGCCCGGUUGCAGGACAGCCAGCUGAAGAACCUCCACUACAUCUUGUCUGUCUUCUCCCUGGGCUUGUGGACGUAUCUGCUGAGACGCUGCCUCCGCCACUACGGAAACCUCAACUCCUCAGGUGGGACGGUGUUCACGGCCCGCUGGAUCUUACCACUGCUGUCCGUGUGCAUGGGGCUGCACUGGGCUGUUAGUGCCACGCCGGAGGACAGCUUCAGGAAUCUGGGCGAGCUGAUCAGCCUGGCCCAGCUGUCUCUCCCCAGGGCGGCCUUCUGUCUCUUGGGCCUGGGCCUGAUUCUGAUCUGGCUGGAUCCCCUCACUGUGUUUAUCAAAACCAGGACCGCGGCCUCAGCCAGAAAUUCCUCGCUACCCCCACCGAGUUACCGAGCCAGCACUGGCAUCAGCCCCCAAGCCGAGCUGCACCACCUCAUCCCGCAGAUCUACCAGCGUAUGCGCCGCUCCCUGGACGACGGCGGCGAGCGGAGGGGGGGCAGCGAGGUGGACAACAGGCCUGCUGUGGAGGCCUACGGCCUGGGAACUGUGUACUCCGCUCCCCUGCUGCUCUUCUGCGGCCUGCUGGGAAUCGGCCUGCUGCUGCUGCACCCAGAGGGCAUGUCGCUGUCUUUCCUUCUGCUGCUGCUGGAAAUGGGAGCUCUGCUGCACAUCCACGCCUCCUCCACGACCCUCGGAGGCCUCCAUGGAACAGACCCUGGUGGAUUUAAUGUUCCCUGGGCUCCGAUAGUGAUGUGGGCCCUGGCCGCCUCCCAGUUCUUCCACGCCACGGGUCACCUUCCGACCUUCCCCUCCAUCCAGUGGGGCGCUGCCUUUGUGGGGUUCCCUGAUGGACACACAGGCACCCUGCUGCCCGCCUCCCUGGUGACCCUCAACACCUUCGCCUCACACAUCUUGUUCGCAGUGGGCUGUCCACUGCUGCUGUUCUGGCCCCUGGUGUGCGAGGUGCGUGGCAGCCGAGGAGGAGGAGGAGGAGGAGGAGGAAGAGCUUGUGGGGAUGAAGACGAGGACGCGGUGAUGGAGAUGAGGCUGAGAGAAAACCCGCAGCAGUUCAGCGCCGCUCUCCUGCAACUCGCAACACGCUACCUCUUCAUCCAGGGAGCACAGGUCUUUGCCUCAGUCUGUGCAGCUGCCAUCCUCAGGAGACACCUAAUGGUGUGGAAGGUUUUUGCACCCAAGUUGAUGUUCGAGGCGUCUGGGUUCCUGGUGAGCAGCGUGUCUCUGCUGAUCGGGGUCACGUUAGUGCUGCGGGUCGAUGUCGCCGUGGGCCGCUGGUUUAAGAAAAUCAUCCCAGAUGCGUCCAGGUAGCGACGGCUACAAACAGAACCAUCACCGUCGGUGUCUAACAGGCUGAUCUCCUCAAACACGUCUUAUGAGGUCACGUCUUACUGUAACUUGAGGGCUACGCUGUGAGGGACCGACUCUGAGGCCUUCCCCUCCUCAGCCGGAGGGACUGAAGGACAUCACAUCUUGGACUGAACCACCUCCGAGCACGGGGACUGUUUUUUUUACACAGUGGUUUCAGCUGGAGCUCGUAAACCACCUCAUAGAAGGCGAUGUGGUUUUAAGGUCAUUGAGUUCCAGAGUUACGAUGAGGGAGAGGAGAGUUACUUCUGAAUGUUUCUAACCGACCGAGCAACAAAGUCUCGUGGUUUAAAAAGCUUCACUAAAUACAAACCGGUUUACAAAAGCUUCACAACCUGUCGCAGCUGAACCAGAACCUCAGCACUCAGCACGAAAUGGGCCUUUUAAUAUCCAGUGGCUUUUAUUUCCUCCUCCUAACCGAGGCUGACGUCACACUUUACGAGCACCAGAGCCAAAGUGACGAGUUUAAUGUGACGGAAAGACGACGUCUCCACCCGGGGGGAAUUCAGCAAUUAAAUUAAAGUAAUGAGCAGGUAAAUGAUUCAGCCACUUUCUGCAGAAACAGAAGUCGACGUCUGGAGCAGCUUUCUUAUCAGUUCGCCAGCAGGUCGACUCCAUUCGGACAAAAUCCAUCCAAGUGCAUUACAGCAUGCCAUUCAGGUGUCUGCUGGAGGAAGUGUACUUUUCUUUUUUCUUAUGUUUUCUACCAUCAAGAUGUCGAAACACCCCGAGCAUCUGGUCACUGCCAAUUCACACAGUGUUAACUCUGCUGUGGUUCUACUUCUUUCCUGGUGGUGGGGUUUUACUUCUAUGAUUCCUAACUCUAAUGCCUAUGUUUAAUUAAUAAUUUUUUUUUUUUUUAAAUCUCUAAUCUGAAAUGAACCUUUUGCUCUUGAUACACCUUGUCCCUGAAAGAGGUGCCAAGCUUUAACAAAUGCCUUUUUGUCUCUCGUGUAUGAUGUCAGUAUUUUUGGCCGGUGCCGGUGAACCCGGUGACGUCCAGAUUCUCUUUGACAGUUAAUUUAUUUGUGCGGGACGUCUGAGUCCGUCUCUGCAGCCUGGAGUCAUCAGCUAAAGUUCAUUAGCUAAUGCACGAUAUUGAAGGGACCUAGCGCUCGGGUUGAAUUAGCGAUGAUGCAGAUGUGAUGCAGAUGUGAUGCAGGGACGUUUGUUCGGUUUCUGCUGCGGUGAAGGUUGUGUGACGAUGGGGGAACUGUUUAUUUUGUUUUUAGAAUGUUUAAUAUAUAAAUAACUGAUUCAUUAAAAAAGUGAUUUUACAUCCUGUGGAGAAAAUGGAAUAAAACUUUUUGUACAUGA
This is a messenger RNA of Platichthys flesus (European flounder), 5095 nucleotides long. RefSeq names its product phosphatidylinositol glycan anchor biosynthesis, class O (gene pigo). Gene Ontology annotation, cellular component: endoplasmic reticulum membrane. The transcript has 10 exons. Gene Ontology annotation, molecular function: mannose-ethanolamine phosphotransferase activity. Bases 431 to 3721 code for a protein of 1096 amino acids. The record is from RefSeq and is a predicted model, not a curated record. Gene Ontology annotation, biological process: GPI anchor biosynthetic process. Lineage: Eukaryota; Metazoa; Chordata; Actinopteri; Pleuronectiformes; Pleuronectidae.